Saccoglossus kowalevskii is the source of this 2297-nucleotide messenger RNA. Its product is annotated as ZP domain-containing protein-like. NCBI's taxonomy places the organism in Eukaryota, Metazoa, Hemichordata, Enteropneusta, Harrimaniidae. The record is from RefSeq and is a predicted model, not a curated record.
CGCCAAGCCACAUAAGUAUUUUACUCGUAUACAUCGAUUCAUCACUAUACACAGCAAAGUUCAAACAUGUACGAGAUAUCAUGCUCCGUCCGUUUACUGGCAUGUUUUCUACUAGUACAACACGUUAUAGGUCAAUCACUCGGUUGCAACAUGUUUGAUAAUUCCAAACGAAUGGUUUCUCUAAGUAGUCUGCGACCAAGUCAGCAAAAACAAGUGUCAAGUGCCGAAGAAUGCUGUGAAGUUUGUCAUAGCAAAACAUGGUGUUUGUCCUGGACGUACGAUAAGAGAGAAUGGAAUACGGGUCGUAACUGCUUCCUGAAUGACAAUAUUCCAGCAUCGCAAUCCCGAGAUUGCUGUGUAUCCGGAGUAGUUGAAGCAUUCUUAGACGUAAUCCCGAGGGGCCCGGCUUCGUGCGUGAGUCCAGGGGAAUUAAUAAACGGCCACUCGACGGCCACAGACUUCAGUGACGGCGUGUAUGAAAAUGGUGCGACUAUAGAAUUCACGUGUGACGAAGAAUAUACCAUAGAAGGGCUACAUCAAUUGUCUGUAAUGAUGCCAAUUGGAGUCACGUGAUGCCAGUCUGCGUACCAGUGGACAACAAUAUUGAUAUUGAUAGUGGCAGCGGUUUUGAUUCACAGGCUAGAUCAUGCAGCGACCCCGGCAGUCCAAAACACGGUUAUAAGCUUACACCAAUGGUAGGUAUGAACUAUGAGAAUGGUAAUGUUAUCGGGUUUGCCUGCAACGACGGGUACUUAUUGAAAGGCUCCAGUGAAAUAAAGUGCGAGAAUUCAGUGUGGUCGGAUGAUUUACCAUUCUGUUCAGGUUUUAGUGUCACAUGUUCCGCUGAAGAUAUCCAAGUUAUUGUUCUUAAAGAAUACAUCGAAUAUAUAGAUGCGUCAUUGUUAUCCUUGCAAGACUCGUCUUGUCGACCUAAAGACUCUGAGACCCAUAUUGAGUUUAUGAUUCCUCUGAAAUCGUGCGGAACACGUGUUGAGGAGACAGACGAGUAUUUCGUGUAUUCUAAUGUGCUGCGGACACCACCUGUUCCAUCCGAUUCCCCAAUCAAAAGAUAUCCUGAUAUACUGAUUCCGUUUCAGUGUCAAUAUCCACGGCGCAUUAGCAAUAAUCUGGUUCAUAAAUAUGAGGUAGUCAAUGGCAAUACGCUUAUCGACAGCGACGCCGAGAUGGGUGAAUUUCACUCAAGUCUAACAUUCUACCAUGACAACGACUUUUCUGGCGUGUAUGAUACGGAGACCCCCGUCACCGUCAGACUCAGAGAAGAUGUAUUCUUUGGUAUAGACGUGAGUGGAAACGGCCAGGCCAUGGCCGAGUGGAAGAUGAAGACUGAGACUUGUCGGGGUAGUUCAUCUCUUCAUCCUACCGGUAAAAAUGACGAAGUGUACACGCUAUUUGACAAUGGAUGUCCAGUUGAUGCAAGCUUCAGGCAGAUUCAAUCCGACAAUCCACUGGGGGAGAAAUUUGCCAUGCAAUCGUUUCGAUUUAAAGACUAUGACCUAGGAAAUGAGGUUUAUAUACACUGUGACAUAAUUCUAUGUAACAGAAGUGAUACCCAUUCAGCAUGCGAUGUCGACUGUGAAACCCCUGAAUUACGGCGUCGUCGAUCUGAUGACAGCAUGGUCAAAACUAUCUCCGUGUCUAAGGGACCUUUGAUAUUACUCGACGAUGAUGUUGAUGAAGAUUCUACCCACAAAACUGGAAUAUUCAAAGCCAAAGCGGUCGGUGCGUAUACCGGAGUCAUAGUGGUUGGAGUAAUCUUGUUGAUAGGGCUUACACUUAUCGUGUCGAAAAAGACCAAAGAAGCGCAAAAAUGAAGAAAACUUGAAGAUGGAAAUCAAAGAUUGUAGAAUGUUAUAUGCGUGUCACGUGAUCUGCCGCGUUUAUCCUGGUGACUAUUCAGUUUCUAGAACCUGAUACAACUAUCGCCAAAUAAAUUAUGAAAUUAUUCUAAGCUACAUAAAAUAUAGCACCGCGUCACCAUAACGACACGGUUUGUUUGUGUGUAAAGUUUGGGAUAAAUUUGUUGCGCAGCAUUUAGAUCUUAGUCUUCACAAUCAUUUUAAAUACAUAUUCAUGAGCGUGAUUAAUAAUCUCGAAUCAGACAAAUUAAGAUUUGCUAAAAUUGAGAGUCGGAAUGUUUCCCUGGGCGGUAUAAUAUGCCAGAUACAUAGCAGUGCCGCCAAUCAGUGGAAAGCUUAAUUCUAUAUAAUGACUGUUAAAUCAUAGAAAUAUGUUGCUCUUUCUCAUAUUUAUAAAUAAAAUAGUAUUGCAUACGAGUA